Messenger RNA from Aspergillus fijiensis CBS 313.89, 7407 nucleotides. Its product is annotated as reducing polyketide synthase sphB. Gene Ontology annotation, biological process: fatty acid biosynthetic process; secondary metabolite biosynthetic process. The transcript has 5 exons. The annotation marks the transcript as partial. Gene Ontology annotation, molecular function: phosphopantetheine binding; oxidoreductase activity; fatty acid synthase activity. NCBI's taxonomy places the organism in Eukaryota, Fungi, Ascomycota, Eurotiomycetes, Eurotiales, Aspergillaceae. The record is from RefSeq and is a predicted model, not a curated record.
ACCAACGGUCAUACGAACGGUCAUACGAACGGCCACACUAACGGUCAUACCAAUAGCACGGCCACCCAUACCACAGAGUCGUCAACGCCCCGGUUCGAGCACAUCGCCAUCUGCGGCAUGGCCUGCCGCCUCCCCGGAGGGGUGAGCUCUCCCAAAGAGCUCUGGUCCUUCCUGCUCUCCGGCCAAGACGGGCGCAUCAUCACCCCGAAGAGCCGCUUCAACAUCGAUGGGUACUACUCAGCGACGAAGCGCGCCGGCACCACCAACACCAAGUACGGAUACUUCCUCGACGAGUCGGUUGACCUGGCCGGGCUGGAUACCUCCAUGUUUUCGAUGAGCCGGAUGGAGGUAGAAUGGCUGGACCCGCAGCAAAGAAUGAUGCUUGAGGUGGCGCGGGAGUGUGUCGAUGACGCCGGGGAGGUCGGCUGGAGAGGCUCCCAGAUCGGAGUCUACAUCGGCUCCUUCGGGCAGGAUUGGUAUGACAUACUCAACAGAGACGGGUUGAGGCAUAGUGUUGUGAGUGUAAUUUCGAGUCACGACUUUAUGAUAUCCGAGAGAAUCUCGCAUGAGAUGGACCUUAAGGGGCCGAGUAUGACCUUAAGAACCGCAUGCUCGUCAGCACUCGUCGGUCUGAACGAGGCGUGCAUGGCUAUCGCCAAAGGUGACUGCGAAUCUGCCAUCGUCGGUGGCUCCAACCUGAUCCUUGCCCCGGAUCUGGUCACCCGCUUAUCCGACCAGGGGAUCCUCAGCCCUGACGGUUCGUGCAAGACUUUCUCCGCCGACGCCAAUGGUUAUGCCCGUGGGGAGGCGAUCGUAUCCGUCUACAUCAAGUCUCUGAGCGCCGCUCUUCAAGACGGCAACCCCAUCCGCUCUGUGAUCACCGGUAGCGCUUCCAACUUUGACGGGCGCACGAAUCCCCUGACGACACCAAGCGCCAUUGCUCAGGAGGCCCUCAUUCGACGCACCUACGAGGUUGCCGGAAUCUCCGACUUUUCUAAGACCGGUCUGUUUGAAUGUCACGGCACGGGCACGGCUACCGGAGACCCCAUUGAAGCUGAAGCGAUUGCGAAGGUCUUUGGAGACCAGGGAGUCUACUUGGGCGCGAUCAAGCCCAAUGUCGGACACUCCGAAGGGGCAUCGGGAUUGACGGCUGUGCUGAAGGCCACCCUGGCGCUAGAGCAUCGGACCAUCCCCCCGAAUAUCAAAUACGCGCCCUUGAACCCAAAGAUUCCCUUCGAGCAGGCCAAGCUUCGGAUCCCGAAGCAGCCGACUCCAUGGCCCGCAGGAAGGGCUGAGCGCGUGAGCAUCAACUCCUUUGGAGUGGGCGGAUCUAAUGCCCAUGCGAUUGUGGAAUCUGCGGAUAGCUUCUUCGCCUCGCGCGGUGCAACGGUCACAGCAAAGGUAGAGACAGGCAAUAAGGCACAGCUGUUAGUCUUCUCCGCCAACACCGCCCAGUCACUGAAGGAGAUGGUUGCAGGCUACCAGUCACUGCUGCUUGGCGGUGAAUUAUCCUCGAUCAAUCUCGGCGAUCUAGCGUAUACCCUCGCAACCCGACGAGAACAUCUCCCCCACCGAUCCUUCGCAAUUGCGUCACAGGACAAGUUCGAACUCCCUGUGUCAGUGCCCAUUGCUAGCACCGGCAGUAGUCACACCCCAUCCCUGGUCAUGGUUUUCACUGGUCAGGGAGCGGCCUCGCCUCAAAUGGGCCGGGACCUGCUCCUCUCUGACGAAACAUACGCCAACAGCAUCAAGUCCCUCGACAAGCGUCUGCGCAGCCUUGGCGCCGACUGGUCUCUAGAGGAGGAGCUCUUGAAAUCAACCCGCGCCAGCCGCGUGUACGAGGCCGAAUUCGCUCAGCCCCUGUCGACUGCGCUCCAGAUCGCUCUUGUUGACACACUAGCAGCCGCUGGAGUCAAGCCGUCGGCUGUCGUCGGCCAUUCCAGCGGCGAGAUUGUAGCCGCCUAUGCCGCUGGUGCGCUGUCGGCCCAGGAAGCCAUCGCCGUGGCUUACCAUCGCGGGGCCACUGCUAGAGCCCAAACAGCCCCUGGGGGCAUGGCGGCUGUCGGCCUGGGCUGGGAACACGUGCAGGACUUUCUCACGGAAGGUGUUGUCGCAGCUUGUGACAAUUCACUCAACAGCGUGACGCUCUCUGGGGACGCGGACCAGCUGGAGGUUGUUGUGGCUGAAAUCAAGAAAGCUCACCCAGAUGUCUCAACCACAAUGCUAAAAGUCGGGAAAGCGUACCACUCCCAUCACAUGCUUGCCCUAGGCCCGGACUACCACCGCGCCAUGACUGAGUCCGGGGUACUAGGGACGAACCCCUCGAUUCCUUUCUUCUCCAGCGUGCGGGGCCAGUUAUUGGGAGACACGAAAGCCGACCGGCUUGGCCCGGACUACUGGCAAGCCAACCUGGAGCGGCCGGUGCUCUUCCGUGCAGCUCUCACCGAGAUCUUGCGGGCCAAGCAGCAAUUCAAGAACCCUGUCCUCCUGAAGAUCGGCCCGCACUCGGCCCUCGCCGGUCCUAUCCGGCAGACAUUAGCCUCCGAGUCGAGCAAAGCUUCGUACAUCCCCACGCUGACUCGCCGUCAGAACAGUGUCGAGAGCCUGCUUCAGGCCAUAGGCAAGCUCUACACCCUCCACGUGCCGAUCGACUUCAAGUCCCUCGUGCCGGCGGGCUCGGUAAUCUCAGAUCUCCCUCGGUACCCUUGGGAUCACAGCCGCCGGUUCUGGUUCGAGUCCCGCGUCGCCAAGGCAUGGCGCGAGCGGGAAUAUGCAGACCACACCCUGCUCGGCGCGCGGGUGCCUGAGAGCACGGAUCUGGAGCCCGUUUGGCGGAACUUCCUGAGCGUGGAGACGACGCCGUGGGUGGUCGACCACAAGAUCGGGGAGUCGAUCGUGUUCCCGUUCGCGGGGUACGUGUCGAUCGCCGGUGAAGCGGCGCGCCAGGUCAGUGGGAUUGAUGAUGGAGUCAGUUUUAAGGACGUGGCCGUGAACACGGCGCUGGUACUCGACGAGGAGGCUCCCACCGAGAUCGUGACUACUCUGCGCAAGCACCGCUUGACCGACACGCUGAGCAGCGAGUGGUGGGAGUUCAACGUCUCCUCCUACAAUGGCCAUUCCUGGACGAAGCACUGCUCAGGCCAGGUCCGUGGCGAGGCGCUACCGUACACGGCACUGGAGCAAGAUGACGGCCAGGACUUGGUUGAAGAGGAACCACCACUACCGCGCAAGGUUGACGGUCCUCGGUGGUACGAGUCUGCCGCCAAAGAAGGUCUGGUUUACGGACCCAGCUUCGCAACCAUGGAUCAGAUCCGCUCGUCGACCGGCUGGCCACAUCGCGCCACCGCCGUCAUGCGUAACAGCCGCUGGGGCGACGAGGCACAGUACCACCUCCACCCGAUUAUCCUGGAUACCUGGUUCCAGUUGAUGAGUUGCGCCGUCAAUGACGGGAUCGGCCACGCCUACCGGCGCCUGGUCGCUUCAAGGGUUGACAAUCUGACAAUUUACCGGUCAGCGGCGGACCAUCUCGAUCUGAAGGUGAACUGCUGGCCCACAGACGCAGGCUACGUUGGGGAAGGAAGCGUGAUGGUAAAUGGUAAAACCGUCUUGCACAAUAGGGGCUCGCACGCAUCCCUGUUUCAGGAGGUUGAUGCUUCCGAGGACAAGAGUGUUCCGAUCACGGCAAGGUGCCAGUGGGUGCCUCACGUCGACUUCCAGCAGGAUCUCGACAAGCUCAUCAAGACGUCGCAAGAUCACGUCCAGUUCGGGCCGGUACUGGCUGACCUGGCUCAGUUGGCAAUUGAUCUUGCUAGCAGAAUCACCCAGGGCAUCGACGUCCCUGAUACAGCUGGACAUCUGUUCAAGUACAUGACGUGGCUUCACCAGACGGCUAGUCCCAACGCAGACGAGCCUGAGAAAGUCACUCUUCGCAUCAACGACUUACUCAAGACCCUGGAGGGAUCCUCUGCUGAAGCAGCAGCCAAAGCCAUAGUUGCCGUAUCUGGUGACAUGCAAGCAUUCCUCGGAGGCGAGAAGUCCGGACUAGAGAUCCUGACCACGGACGGGAGAUUGGACGCGCUUACCAAAUUUCUGAGCGAUGUGGACGACUUGGAGUAUCUUCUCUGCGUUGCGAACAGCCAGCCCAACCUCCGUGUCCUCGAAGUUGGCGCCGGAACCGGCGAACGCGCCUCCUUGGUCCUAACCACCUUGACUCGUGAGGACGGACACCCUCUAUACUCGCAAUAUGUCGUCGCGGACGCAUCGUCCGGCCUGCUGAAUAGCGCCAAGGCCCGACUGUCCGACACCGUCAACACCGAGUUCCUCGUGCUGGACAUGAACAAGGACCUAGCAGAACAAGGCCUAGACGGUCGGCAAUUCGACCUCAUCAUUGCAACUAAUGUUCUCAAUGCGUCGACGAACAUCGCUUCCAGCCUGCGGAGUCUGCAUGGGCUUUUGGCCCCGCGUGGAAGGUUGCUCCUGGAGGAGCCGCGGCCGGGUCUCACGUGGGCCAAAUUUGCCCUGGCUGUGCUUCCAAGUUACUGGAACUAUGCGUCAGAUCUAGAUCGUGUCGAGGAGCCUUUUCUCACCGAGACGGAAUGGCAGGAGGCAUUGGCCGCCGCGGGAUUCGGCGAUGUGGCGAGCGUUGGCUUCGCAUCGGAGCACGCUGCAAAUAGCGCUCUGGUCGCGAAACCGCAGGCCUUGAAGACGCCAUCAAAACGCAUUACCUUGCUGUCCGACCGCACCACCGAGCCAGUCCUGAUUGUGCAGGAGCUCAAAAAUCGCGGCUAUGAAGUUGAUCGGUGCUCGCUGAGGGAAGUACCGCCAGCAGACCAGGACGUCCUCGCCGUGCUUGAGGAAGAAGAACCGUUCCUCACGAAUCUUGAUUCUGCCAAGCUCUCCGAAUUCCGGUCGUUCGUGGAUGGUCUGGGCAAUGCUGGCCUCUUAUGGGUGACUCGGCCGUCCAGUGUCGGUUGCACCGACCCGCGAUACGCGCAAGUGAUCGGACUGACCCGAGUGCUCCGCGCCGAAAUGGAGGUAGCUCUCGGAACGCUCGAGGUGGGCAGGGUCAGCUCGCCGGCCGAUGCUGUUCGCGUCUUGGAUGUGCUGGCCCAUUUUCAGGGGCGAGAGAAGGACGGUGCCAUGGGUCCAGAUCAUGAAUAUGUGAUCCACGACGGCCAGACGCUCGUCAACCGCAUCUUCCCCUUUUCUUUAGAAAAGGAGCUGCUGACGUUGGACGCAUCUGAGGAGGCAGUGCUGACGCAGACUGAUCCCGGGCGCCUCAACACGCUGACCUGGUCGACCAAGCAGGUGCAGUCGCCCAAGGAGGAUGAGAUCGAGGUCGAGGUGUAUGCAAGCGGGUUAAAUUUCAGGGAUGUGCUCGUGGGCAUGCAAAUUAUUCCAGGCCGCCACGAGCCCAAGUUUGGCUACGAAGCAGCCGGCAUUGUGAAACGAGUUGGGAGGAACGUCACAAAACUUCGCCCCGGUGACCGCGCCGUCGUGAUUGGCAUCAACACUUUCACGACCACUCUGACAGGCCAUCAAGCCUACUACGAGAAACUGCCAAAUCAUAUCAGCUUUAUCGAGGGCGCCUGUAUCCCUACCAUCUUCAUCACCGCCGUCUAUGGACUCAUGGACUUGGGCCAUCUCUCAAAGGGCAAGUCCGUCCUCAUCCACAGCGGCGCCGGAGGAGUUGGUCUAGCAGCCAUUCAAGUGGCCUGUAUGCUCGGUGCCGAAAUCUAUACCACUGUCGGAAGCGAGACGAAGGUAGGAUACCUUAUGGAAACAUUCGACAUCCCGCGCAACCGCAUUUUCAACUCUCGCAACGCCUCCUUUGUGGACGACCUCCUGCGGGAGACCGGCGGCAAGGGCGUUGACGUGGCGCUGAACUCGCUAUCAGGCGAACUGCUGCACGCGACCUGGAAAUGCGUGGCCAAGUGGGGGACCAUGGUGGAAAUAGGAAAGCGAGACCUUCUGGGCAAUGCCACGCUGGACAUGGCGCCGUUCUUGGCGAAUCGCAACUACUGUUGUCUGGACGUCGACCAGAUGAGAGCGGAGAGGCCGGAGAUGAGCACACGGCUAUUGAAGUUCACCAUGGAAUGCUUCGAGAAGGGCAUCUUUAAGCCAAUCCGGGUGGACCGGGUGUUCGACGCCCCAUCCGUCCUCGACGCCUUCAGAUACAUGCAGCAAGGCAAGCACAUCGGCAAGAUCGUCCUCGAGAUACGCGAUAGCACGGAGGGGAAGCUUCUCGUUACCAACGUCGAGUCGACGAAGCGUGCUCGCCUUCAGCUUGAUGAGACAGGCUCGUAUCUGCUUGUUGGUGGACUGGGCGGCCUCGGUCGCUCGAUCUCAAUCUGGAUGGUUCAGCACGGCGCCAGACACAUUACCUAUCUAUCCCGCAGUGCGGGUCGUGGGAAGCACGAUGCGGACUUUGUCCGUGAGAUCCAAAGCAUGGGGUGUAGCGUCAAUCUCGUGGCGGGGGAUGUCAGCAAGGCGGAAGACGUUGCGCGCGCGAUCGAUACGGCCAAUUCCACGGCUGCCUUGAAGGGUAUCGUGCAGAUGUCGAUGGUGCUGUGUGACCAGAUGUUCGAGGGAAUGAGCAUCGAGGACUGGAACACCGUCACCGCGCCCAAGGUCCAGGGGACAUGGAACCUCCACGAGAUCACCACGGCCCGCGGAAUUGACCCGGACUUCUUCCUCCUCUUCAGCUCCCUGUCGGGAAUUCUGGGACAGAUUGGACAGGCCAACUACGCCAGUGCGAAUACCUUCCUCGAUGCGUUUGUGCAAUACCGCGCGAGCGCGGGUCUCCCGGCUGCGGCGAUCGAUCUGGGCGCGAUGGAGGGCGUCGGGUAUCUGUCUGAGAAUCAGGAGCUGCUGAGAAAGAUGCAGGGAACCGGGUGGAGGCCUGUGCAGGAAGUGGAACUUCUCAAUGCGCUAGAGCUGGGGAUGAAACCCACCUCAACCGAGACCUUCAUCCUCGGUGUGGCUCCUAGCCUCCCUCUCAGCCAUCCCGAGAGCAGCGCCCGCCUGCGCCGCGACACCCGGCUCGCCGCAUACCAUAAUAUCGGCCGCGGCGCCGGCCAAGCCAGCAGCUCGGCAACCGACGGAUUGCGCGCGUUUAUUGGCACAGUCAAGAAAGAUCCGAGUGCGCUUCGAUCCCCGGAGACGGUGGAGAUGCUGGCCACGGAGAUCGGGAAAAAGUUGUUCGGUCUGUUGUUACUUGGAAAUUCAGAAGUGGACAUCACGAUGAGCACGGCGGAUAUGGGGCUUGACUCGCUAGUGUCAGUUGAACUGAGGGCCUGGUGGAAGCUGACUUUUGGUUUUGAUAUUAGUACACUCGAGAUGUUGAGCCUAGGGACGUUGGAGGCACUGGGAAGACGGGCGGUCGAUGGGCUAAGUCAAUUGUAUGGG